This is a messenger RNA of Colletotrichum scovillei, 732 nucleotides long. RefSeq lists its product as uncharacterized. The record is from RefSeq and is a predicted model, not a curated record. The transcript is spliced from 2 exons. Bases 1 to 732 code for a protein of 243 amino acids. Lineage: Eukaryota; Fungi; Ascomycota; Sordariomycetes; Glomerellales; Glomerellaceae.
AUGGCUGAGCCGGCCGAACACGACUCCGACGAUGAGGAGAUCCUCACCUCACCUCCUCCCGAGGGAUUCAGUCCCGAGGCCGCGCGGAGCUUUCUCGACCUCUUUCGCAAGGAAGACGCCCGGGAGAUCUUUUUCCGAUACGAGGCCGUCAUACCUCAUAACGCUCACUUGUAUCAGCUGCUACGCUGGGUGACCGACCCCACUACCGGUGACACUGCUGUCCACGUCGCUGCUGCUGCUCGGAACAUUCGUGCCCUCGACAGCCACAUCGAGAGCUUUGGGAGGGACUGGAGCGCCAACCCCUGGCUCUUGACGUGCUUCAGAGCCCCCUUUUUCCUCCGAAACAAGGCUGGGGAUACUGUCUUUCACGUUGCGGCUCGCACUGGCCGUUUGGACGUCGUGAACGGAUUCGAACACGACCCCGAACCAAUGUACGUCCCCGACUACAUGGUGGCCAUUGUUCUCUUGGCCAGGAAGAACGGCAACGGCCACACCGCCGCCGACGACGCCGCUGCGGCUGGCCAUCAUGACGUCGCGCAGUGGCUGCGGCUAAUGCUGGAACGCCUCACCCUGGGCAAUAAGAGAGCAACCGAGAGGAGGAUGGCGAGGAUGGAGGAGCUGGUUGACAACCGCUACGAUAUUGAUGGACAUCAUGUCACGGCGAACCAGCUUCCGUAUAUUAGAAAGUGUUCGCAGUUUGUUGACGGACGUGUAAUUACAAAGGACUGUUAA